Triticum aestivum (bread wheat) is the source of this 2702-nucleotide messenger RNA. Its product is annotated as putative pentatricopeptide repeat-containing protein At5g37570. The coding region runs from base 55 to 1698 and encodes 547 amino acids. The transcript is spliced from 4 exons. Gene Ontology annotation, molecular function: protein binding; RNA binding. Gene Ontology annotation, biological process: RNA modification. Lineage: Eukaryota; Viridiplantae; Streptophyta; Magnoliopsida; Poales; Poaceae. The record is from RefSeq and is a predicted model, not a curated record.
CCAAACGCAGCUCCAAAUGCCAUUACCGGCCUCUCCACUCGCCGCCGCAGCCGCAUGACCCCCGCCGCCGGCCGCCCAUCCCCUCCGGUCGCGACCCUCCUCGGCCGCUGCUGUACUCUUCGCUGCCUCGCCCAGCUCCACGCCCGUAUCGUUCGCCUUGGCCUCCACAACCACCACGCCCUCCUCGCGCGCUUCACCGCGGCCUGCGACUCGCUCGCCUCCCCCUCCGUCGCCGACUCCUUCCUCUCGGCUCUCCCUUCCCACGCCGUCCCGCUCAGCCUCCGCAACGCCGUCCUCGCCUCACACUCUCGCCAUUCCCCGCUCCACGCUGCGCUUGCGCAGUUCAAUAUCGUCCGCCGCACCGCCUGCCCCGACGCAUUCUCUUUCCCUUCCUGCCUCCGCGCGUGCUCCCGCGUACCCUGCAAACCCACUGGCUCCGCUUUGCACGCUGCAGCCAUACGCCUCGGCCUGGAUGCCGACCUCUUCGUCCGCACAGCGCUCAUCCAGUUCUACGGAAGCUGCAGCUCUGCUGGCGCAUCCCGGAUGCUUUUCGACUCAAUGGUCAUUCCCAGCGAGGUUUCCUGGACUGCCAUUAUCAUGGUCUACGUCGACUGUGGUGACAUCGUGUCUGCCCGGGAGAUUUUUGACCGAAUGCCACACAGGAACGUGGUUCAUUGGAACGCCAUGGUUGGUGGGUACGUGAAGUGCGGGGACCUGGAGAGUGCAAGGAGGCUGUUCGAAGAAAUGCCCCAAAGAACUGCUGCAGCGCACACAUCGUUGAUCGGUGGGUAUGCAAAGGCAGGAAAUAUGCAAGUUGCCAAAAUGUUGUUCGAUAAGUUACAUGACCGGGAUGUGUUCUCAUGGUCAGCGAUGAUAUCAGGCUAUGCACAGAAUGGUUAUCCUGGAGAGGCUUUAAGGGUUUUUAAGGAGUUCCGUGAGAAAGGCAUAUGCCCAGACGAGCUUGUUAUUGUUGCUCUGAUGACAGCGUGCUCCCAACUGGGUAACAUCAUGUUGGCAAAAUGGAUUGAAGGUUACAUCACGACUUAUUCCAUAGAUAUGAACAAUGCCCAUGUGUUGGCUGGUCUCAUAAAUAUGAAUGCAAAGUGUGGGAGCAUGGAGAGGGCUACUGUUUUAUUUGAGUCCAUGCCAGUUCGAGAUGUGUUCUCAUACUGUUCGAUGAUGCAAGGUCAUUGCCUCCAUGGUUCAGCUAACAAGGCUGUUGAGCUUUUCACUAGGAUGCUCUUGGAGGGCCUCUCCCCAGAUAAUGCUGUGUUUACAGUUGUUUUGACAGCUUGCAAUCAUGCUGGCCUAGUAGAAGAAGGGAAAAGGUACUUUGCAAUGAUGAAGAAUGAGUAUUUGAUUAUGCCAUCUGGCGAUCACUAUGCUUGCCUUGUCAGUCUUCUCGGGCGUUCUGGGAUGGUGAGAGAUGCAUAUGAGCUUAUUAAGUCAAUGCCAGGAAAACCUCAUCCGGGAUCAUGGGGUGCAUUGUUGCGUGGAUGCAUACUCCAAGGUGAUAUUGAGCUUGGAAAAGUUGCAGCAAAGAAGCUUUUUGAAAUUGAACCAGAUAAUGCUGGAAAUUAUGUAACCCUGUCAAACAUUUAUGCUAACAUUGACAGAUGGGCCGAUGUUUCUGAAGUUAGAGCUGAAAUGACUGGAAAAGGGUUAACAAAAAUAGCAGGUCGAACCGUUGUUCUAUAGUAAGGCAUUUGUUGAGACUAUUGAUGUAUUUACUAUUUAUCUUGCCUUAGCUUUGCUGACCUUAUUGGAAUGUUGAGUAGAGUAGUAGACUUCUGCUGAAUGUGGAAAAAAGACAAUAUGUGUGCUUUGCAUUGUCAACUCAUGAUGAUUACGAAAUCAUCAGAAACUAAUGAUUUGCACCCAAGUUUGGAUGUUUAUGGUAGAAGGCUGCUGCUUUUUGACAUAGAAAACAUGCUAGUUUACAACCUGUCUUGGGUUAAUAAGAGUCAUCAAGCCAUCUGAGGUGAACUGUUCACUUCUGCAUAGUGCUUCUAGUUAUAUGCUGACAUUACCUCGUGUUAAGAACCAGAGGAUAAUGUGAUUGCUGGUGAGAUUUCAUCUACUGUUGCCAUUGCCGAUGAGAUGAUGCCAUGAAUCUAGUGAACCUUGUUACUAUCCUUCCUUUGGGCUCAGUCUUCAGUGUUCCCAGCAUCUGUCAAAUGGGGAUCUCUUCAGAAGUUUUGUGGACUAAAGCUUUUGAAGAUCAGUGCCUCAACUAUAUUUCCUUAAGGUACUCUGGAGGACAUGGGUACUAUUUCACAAUAAUGGCCCUUGUCAAGAUAAGAAAUGUGGACAUUUGAUAUGAAAGUACUUUCAAGCUUCACCUAUGUAGAGGACAAGGCACAUGUCCAGUUGUUUUUUGCUUCAGUAGCAUGUGACACAUGCUUUUAAACUGAUCGGUCUAAGGAGGGUUUUGGAACUGGUUGCAUUAGUGGCUUGAGACUUGAGACUUUAAAAGGGACAACUGUUAGUUAACUUGAUGUCAGGCUCACAGAAUUGUACUGUAUACACCAGGAGAGCUUAAUUGUAUCUUAUCACUUGAUAGAAUCCAGAAGGCCAUGCCUUGGUCACUAAACUCGAAUUUCAAGCAGUUUCCCACAUCUCAAUUGAUGUUUACUUUGAGCUAGACGAAAUGUGCUUUCGGAUGCUUGCAUUUGGAAAUCUUACUGUAGCUGGUUGUAGAA